AUGCCCUACCGAAUCUUUGGCGGAAACGCUUCCCAACUCCACAACCACGUGCACCACUUGUGCCAUUUCGCCCUCGACAUCUUCCACUCCUCGACGCGGGAUCACCUGCCCGAAAACCGCGCCAUCCGCUUCUACCUCGGAGCCGGACUCCCGACCCUCCACAGCAUGUCGGCCUACUUUGCCGACCUGACAGAGACGCAGGCCGAGGCCUUCCACCAGCGGUGCAGACUCGUCGACGUCACCAGCUCCACGGCCCCGCGACAGGAAUCCAAGGCCCUCGCCCAGAGAACCGCCACCGGCAGCAGCAGCACUUGGCCGCCCACCCUCCCGCAGCUCGUCUGGUCGCGCUUCUGCCUGCCCGCAUCGCGCGCUGCUGCUGCUCCCCUGAAGCGGGACGCGACGCCUUCCCGGGUCCGGCGGAAGGAUGUCUUUGUUCGCCCGUUCAAGGUCUUUGCUGCGUUGCGUGCGCAGAGGGCGUCCAGUCCUGCUGGAGCGCUUGUUUGA
Messenger RNA from Pyricularia oryzae 70-15, 504 nucleotides. RefSeq lists its product as uncharacterized. Bases 1 to 504 code for a protein of 167 amino acids. Lineage: Eukaryota; Fungi; Ascomycota; Sordariomycetes; Magnaporthales; Pyriculariaceae. The record is from RefSeq and is a predicted model, not a curated record. The transcript has a single exon.